Messenger RNA from Beauveria bassiana ARSEF 2860, 1446 nucleotides. Its product is annotated as 26S proteasome regulatory subunit RPN5. The transcript is spliced from 4 exons. The coding region runs from base 1 to 1446 and encodes 481 amino acids. Lineage: Eukaryota; Fungi; Ascomycota; Sordariomycetes; Hypocreales; Cordycipitaceae. Gene Ontology annotation, cellular component: cytoplasm; proteasome regulatory particle, lid subcomplex; nuclear proteasome complex. The record is from RefSeq and is a predicted model, not a curated record.
AUGUCCGAGGGAACCUUGAAGCCGGAGAAGGACUUCUCCAAAGAGGUCGAUGAGCAGCUUCCACAAGCCGAGAAGCUCGCUGCCAGCAACCUCCAAGGUGCCAUCGAGAAGCUCGCCGCCCUCGAGAAACAAACACGCCAGGCUUCCGAUUUGGCCUCAACAUCACGAGUUCUAAUUGCCAUCGUGACAUUAUGCAAGAAUGCGGGCGACUGGAGCUUGCUGAACGAGCAGACGCUCGUGCUUUCCAAGAAGCACAGCCAACUCAAGCAGGCCAUCACCAAGAUGGUGCAAACCGUUGUCGGCUUUCUCGACGAUACCCCCGACCUGACCACGAAGCUCUCCGUUAUCGAGACCCUAAGAACUGUCACCGAGGGCAAGAUCUUUGUCGAAGUCGAACGCGCUCGCGUCACCAGGAUCCUUUCCGAUAUCAAGAAGGAGCAGGGCGAUCUCAAGGCAGCCACCGAGGUCUUGUGCGAGUUGCAGGUCGAGACCUUUGGCUCCAUGGAUCGUAGGGAAAAGACGGAAUUCAUUCUUGCUCAGGUCGCGCUCUGCAUCGAGAGCGGCGACUGGACCCAAGCCGGUAUCCUUGGCCGCAAGAUCAGCACAAAGUACCUCUCGCGUAAACCCAAGAAGACUGACGAGCAGCUCGAGAAGGAGGCCAAGGAGCGUGAGAAGAAGAAGGCUCGCGGCGAGGAGGUUCCCGAGGAGAAGGAGGAUGACACCACCGAUCUCAAGCUCCGUUACUAUGAGCAGCAAAUCAUGUUGGCCAAGCAUGAGGACAAAUACCUAGAGGUCUGCAAACACUACAGACAGGUUCUUGAUACGGAAGCUGUUGAGGAGGAUUCGUCCAAGCUUCACCCUGUCUUGCAACGAAUCAUCUACUUUGUUAUUCUGGCCCCAUAUGAUAAUGAGCAACACGACCUUCUGCAUCGUAUUCACAAAGACUCGCGCAACUCCCAAGUGUCUUUGGAUGCUGAGCUUCUACAACUUUUUACCAUUCACGAGUUGAUGCGCUGGCCCGAGGUUGCAAAGAAGUUUGGCCCGCACCUGUGCAGCACCGAUGUUUUUGACGCCAAAGCCGGCUCUUCAGACGAAAAGGCGCAUCAGCGCUGGCAAGAUCUUCGCAAACGCGUCAUUGAGCACAAUGUUCGCGUAGUGGCCAAGUACUACACCCGUAUCCAGAUGGGUCGCCUUACUACGCUCCUCGAUCUCACAGAAGAUGAGACGGAAAAGUACAUCAGCGAGCUGGUCACUUUGAAGACGGUAUACGCAAGAAUCGAUCGUCCAGCGCGGAUUGUCAGCUUCUCUAAGCCUAGGGAUGCAGACGAUGUGUUGAACGAAUGGAGCCAUAAUAUGAAGAGCCUGCUCGGCUUGCUGGAGAGAAUUGACCACCUUAUCACCAAGGAGGAAAUGAUGGCGCGCAUCCAACCCACAAGCGCAAAAUAG